GUCGAAAACCACAAGGGAGAGUGAGUUUAUCUGUGGAAUUAGGGAUUGAAUGAAAAAGGCGACGCCUCCAUCGCCUACUCCCCGAUCCACUUAUUUUCACAUUGCCCAGGAUUCGUGCUACCCUCUCCCGCUUCCAUGGUUUUUCUAAGCCUUGAACACUGAGUGAUUCAAUCACAAGCAAUGGGAAGGCUUCUGUGUGCUUUUCUAUUUUGUUUUCUUCUCGUAAAUUCCGUUUUCUCUUGGAAGAAAGAAGAGUUCAGAAACUGUGAUCAGACCCCAUUUUGCAAGCGGGCCCGAUCCCGGAAGCCGGCCGCGUGCUCAUUGAUCGCCGCCAGUGUGCACAUCUCCGAUGGCGAUCUGGUGGCUAAACUCAUUCCCAAAGAGAAAGAUCCAGAGAGCGCUGAAAAUGGAACGAAUCCCGUGAAGCCAUUGGUUCUCGUUUUAUCAGCGUAUCAGGAUGGCGUGCUGAGGGUCAAGAUUGACGAAGACCCAAGUUUAAACCCACGGAAGAAAAGAUUUGAGGUGCCGGAUGUGAUCGUACCUGAGUUUUUGAAUAAGAAGCUGUGGCUGCAGAGGUUGAAGGAGGAGAAUGAUGAUGCUGGUGUUCUGUCUGUAGUUUAUCUUUCUGAUGGUUAUGAAGGCGUCAUUAGGCAAGAUCCGUUUGAGGUUUUUGUGAGAGAGAGUGGGAAGAAUGGGAGAAAGGUUUUGUCACUGAAUUCAAACGGGUUGUUUGAUUUUGAGCAGUUGAAAGACCAAAAAGAGGAGGACGAGAAUUGGGAAGAGAGGUUCAGGAGCCACACUGAUUCGAGGCCUUAUGGACCUCAGAGUAUAAGCUUUGAUGUGUCAUUUUAUGAGGCUGAUUUUGUUUAUGGCAUCCCUGAACAUGCUGCAAGUUUGGCUUUGAAGCCAACUAGAGGGCCUGGAAUUGAGGAAUCCGAACCUUACAGGCUUUUUAACUUAGAUGUAUUUGAAUAUUUGCACGAUUCGCCAUUUGGCCUGUAUGGAUCCAUUCCUUUCAUGACUUCACACAGCAAGUCUAGGGGAACUUCUGGCUUCUUCUGGCUGAAUGCUGCCGAAAUGCAGAUUGAUGUGUUGGGGUCAGGUUGGAAUGAGGAAUCCACAUCAGUGUUAAGGUUACCUUCGGAUAAGAAGAAGGUCGAUACCUUAUGGAUGAGUGAGGCUGGUGUGGUGGAUGCAUUCUUUUUUGUCGGUCCAGGUCCGAAGGAUGUUGUAAGGCAAUAUACGAGUGUGACAGGGACUUCGGCAUUGCCACAAUUGUUCUCCAUUGCUUAUCACCAGUGCCGGUGGAAUUAUAGAGACGAGGAGGAUGUGUACAACGUUGACUCUAAAUUUGACGAGCAUGACAUUCCAUAUGAUGUUUUGUGGCUGGAUAUCGAGCAUACUGAUGGAAAAAAAUAUUUUACAUGGGAUAAGCUGUUAUUCCCAAAUCCUGAAGAAAUGCAGAAGAAAUUAGCUGCGAAAGGGAGACGCAUGGUGACUAUUGUGGAUCCUCACAUAAAGAGGGAUGACUCAUACUAUAUACAUAAGGAGGCUACUGAAAAGGGAUACUAUGUGAAGGAUGCAACUGGGAAGGAUUUUGAUGGAUGGUGCUGGCCUGGCUCCUCAUCAUACUUAGAUAUGGUGAAUCCAGAGAUUAGGCAAUGGUGGGGAGAUAAAUUCUCAUACAAGAAUUACAUCGGAUCCACCCCUUCUCUCUACAUUUGGAAUGACAUGAAUGAGCCUUCUGUCUUCAAUGGCCCAGAGGUUUCAAUGCCCAGAGAUGCUUUGCACUAUGGCAAUGUUGAGCAUCGAGAGUUGCAUAAUGCCUAUGGAUACUAUUUUCACAUGGCUACUUCAGAUGGCCUUGUUAAACGAGGAGAUGGUAAAGACCGACCUUUUGUUUUAUCAAGAGCAUUUUUCCCUGGAAGCCAAAGAUAUGGUGCAGUCUGGACAGGAGAUAACACAGCUGAAUGGGAUCAACUGAGGGUCUCUGUUCCUAUGAUCUUGAGUCUUGGUCUCACUGGGCUGUCUUUCUCUGGUGCUGAUGUUGGUGGAUUUUUUGGUAAUCCUGAUACUGACCUGUUGGUUCGAUGGUAUCAGCUUGGUGCCUACUAUCCCUUCUUUAGAGGGCAUGCUCAUCAUGACACCAAAAGGCGGGAACCUUAUUUAUUUGGGGAACGCAACACGCAACUCAUGAGGGAGGCCAUACAUGUCCGCUAUAUGUUACUUCCUUACUUCUACACGCUAUUUAGGGAGGCGAAUGUCAGUGGUAUGCCUGUUGCACGCCCGCUUUGGAUGGAAUUUCCUUCUGAUGAGAAAACUUUCAGUAAUGAUGAAGCAUUUAUGGUGGGAAGCAGUCUUUUGGUGCAAGGAAUCUACACCAAGGAUGCCAAGAAAGUGUCGGUGUAUCUUCCUGGAGAACAGCCUUGGUAUGACCUGAAAACAGGAGCUCCUUACAGAGGAGGAGUUACACACCAAUUGUCAGUUUCGGAAGAUAACAUACCUUCUUUCCAACGUGCUGGUUCUAUCAUACCUAGAAAAGAUAGAUUCCGAAGAAGCUCCACACAGAUGGAAAAUGAUCCAUUCACUCUGGUUAUUGCUCUCAACAGUUCGUAUGCUGCUGAAGGUGAACUCUACAUGGAUGAUGGAAAGAGCUUUGAAUUCCAGAAGGGAGCUUACAUACACCGUCAUUUCACAUUCUCCAACGGAAAGCUCACUUCUCAGCCUCUGGGAUCUAACAACAAAAAAUUUGCCUCAGAAUGCAGUGUCGAGAGAAUCAUACUUGUAGGCCUGUCUUCCGUGCCAAAGACUGCGGUCAUCGAACCAGGCAAUCAUAAGGUAGACAUUGAACUCGGACCACUCAUGCUUCAAGGAGGACAGAGCCCAUCUGUCCCAACCAUCCGUAAGCCUAAUGUUGGUAUCGCAGAUGAUUGGACUAUCAGGCUUGUGUAGUAGUAGUAUGUAUGGCUGAUUGGAUCUCUUCCUGGCAUUAUUGAUCUUAUCUUAUCUGAUACAAAAAAGAGUAGAAGAAGAAGAAGAGGAAUUUGGUUGGGCGAACAUUAUUGAAGAAGAGUAGUAGUUCUAGUUCUACCUAGAAAGAAAGCAUGCUACUGUCUUCCAGUCAUUUAGACAUUACUUUACUUGAUAAUUAGUUAUUGAGCGACAGACAGUCUGUUUUGCUGCCUCGAAAUCUUUUUUAAUAUGCAAGGUUGAGGAAUUGCAGAUCAAUUCUACU
Molecule: messenger RNA, 3235 nt
Organism: Andrographis paniculata
Lineage: Eukaryota; Viridiplantae; Streptophyta; Magnoliopsida; Lamiales; Acanthaceae
Product: probable glucan 1,3-alpha-glucosidase
Exons: 6
Coding region: 181-2952 (923 amino acids)
Biological process (GO): carbohydrate metabolic process; N-glycan processing
Molecular function (GO): alpha-glucosidase activity; carbohydrate binding
Source: RefSeq, a predicted model, not a curated record